UCACCAAAGAUAGAGCGUAUAAAUACCGGCCCAUUUCUUUUAGAUAUUUUAUCCUCUCCACAUCGGCGCAUAUGAACAGGAUCAACAUGAACUAUCUUACCUUUGCCCUUUCGACCUUCGCCUUUCUCGUGACCCUUGACUGCUGUCUUGGGAACGGUUAUGGUGGCUAUGGUGGAUAUGGAGGGGGAUAUGACAUGUAUGGAGGCUAUGGAGGUUACGGCGGAUACGGAGGGGGAUACGGCGGGUCCGGAGGGGGAUAUGGCCAGGGAUAUGGAAAAGGAUAUGGAGGGGGAUAUGGACAAGGAUACGGUGGGGGAUAUGGACAUGGAUACGGCGGGAAAGGUUAUGGCAUGCCCCAACAGGCAUUGUACAUCCCCUAUCCUAUGCCAGUAGGUCCCGCUCCAGGUGCUGUCGCGGGAGCCUACGCAGCCGGAGAUGACAAUUCCCUCCUUCUGUUUGGAGGUGCCGCCUUGCUUCUGCUGCUGUUGAGUAACAACAAUAUUGGAUAAGUCACCACUUAAAUCUCGAUCUACAACGGAUUACAGACCUGAUUCUCAUUUUUGUGCGCAAGACUCCUUGGCUGUAACCAAAGACCCCUGUGUGUUUCCUGUUUUACCUUAUAUUGGUUCUUUAAUAAAGCAUGGUUAUUUA
Mizuhopecten yessoensis (Yesso scallop) is the source of this 651-nucleotide messenger RNA. RefSeq names its product glycine-rich RNA-binding protein 3, mitochondrial-like. Lineage: Eukaryota; Metazoa; Mollusca; Bivalvia; Pectinida; Pectinidae. The transcript has 4 exons. The record is from RefSeq and is a predicted model, not a curated record. The coding region runs from base 72 to 509 and encodes 145 amino acids.